UUCCCAGAAUUGACAAUGCGGCACUCAGUGCGCAUGCGUCAAUUUCCAGGAAGCGUUAACAUUUUUUUCUUCCACCAGCUGAUAGCCAAAUUGUCAACAGUUAAGUCAGCGCUACCCGCACGGCUGAAACGACACUAUACACGACAGAACACGACUAGAACAGAGGUCAAGACGUCGUCAGUGACACGGGUCUGUUUGGGAAGCAGCACAAGUGACCAAAAACACCUGUCUCCACUUCAGGGAGGAGGCCCAGCCCCCCUGCUGUCUCUGGUCAGUAUGAGCUCCAGAGGGAGCGGAGGCCGCUCCAACGGCACACUAACGCAGACCAAGAUUUGCCAGUUCAAGUUGGUGCUGCUGGGGGACAUGGCUGUGGGCAAGUCCAGCCUGGUGCUGCGUUUCGUCAAAGGGCAGUUUGAUGAGUUCCAAGAGACCACCAUAGGAGCUGCAUUCCUGGCACAGUCGGUGUGUCUUGAUGAUACCACAGUGAAGUUUGAGAUCUGGGACACUGCAGGACAGGAGCGAUACCACAGCCUGGCUCCCAUGUACUAUCGUGGCGCUCAGGCUGCUAUUGUUGUCUUUGACAUCACCAAGCCGGAAACGUUUGAGAGAGCUAAGGCCUGGGUGAAGGAGCUGCAGAGGCAGGCCAGUCCUAACAUUGUAAUUGCCCUGGCUGGAAACAAGGCUGACCUGGCCGAGAAGAGACUGGUGGAGUAUGAGGAAGCCCAGACAUAUGCCGAAGACACUGGUUUGCUUUUUAUGGAAACCUCUGCAAAGACAGCCAUGAACGUCAAUGAGCUGUUCCUGGCCAUUGCAAAAAAGAUGCCAAAAACAGACACCCAAAACCCAACGCAUGCAGCCCGACAUCGGGGAGUCAACCUCCAGGACCCAGAUGCUCAUUCCACCCGAGCCUGCUGUGGAGGGAACUAGACUUCCACAACCUCUUACCACCUGUAUUCUACCAUCCACACCACCACAGCCCUACAAUCAUCUCGUCUCUUUCAAUCAACUUACAGGGGGUGAGCCUUUACUCUGCAUUCAUCUUCCUGUUCAAGCAGAGAGAAUAAGAGGACAGGAAGAACACAAAAAGCAAGCAGAGAUGGAGGACAGAGACAGCGUUUCACACGUGUCUGUUGACCAACAACUCUGAUUCCACAUUUGGAAAGACACGGUAUAGAGAAGACUGAGAUUAAGAGGAAUGUGGAAGAUGGUGGCAAGCCUGCUGUAGUAUUUAGCACUAAUUGUGAAAUUUCUUUCGUGUUCACUCUGCCUUGCAUCAUUUUCAGUCACAGCUCCGAUUGGCACAAACUGAGCAGCACAUGUUGCCGAGUGUCCCGAAAGGAGAAAAAAGGGCCGAGGCAUUAAAAGAGACUGCAGUCACCCCCCCAGAGUUUGCAGCUGCUUUGAAUAAAUACCAAAUUGAACCCCGGGAAUGAUUUUGAACCCCUCUGUCCUACCCGACCCUCCUGUGGCUCAGUUUGUAUGACACAAGUCAAUUCAUACCUAUUUAAUGUUCCAUGCUCCUACUUCUCUUGGCUGCAGACUGAUAAGCUCCAGCAUCUCUGAUUCCUCCCUUAUUUAGUCUAAAUGGUAACCCAAAAAGUUAAGAUGUGAAGUAAACAUUUCAACUUCUGACACGUUCUGAAUUAGU
Molecule: messenger RNA, 1648 nt
Organism: Oreochromis niloticus (Nile tilapia)
Lineage: Eukaryota; Metazoa; Chordata; Actinopteri; Cichliformes; Cichlidae
Gene: rab5b
Product: RAB5B, member RAS oncogene family
Exons: 6
Coding region: 16-927 (303 amino acids)
Molecular function (GO): GTP binding; GTPase activity
Source: RefSeq, a predicted model, not a curated record